AGAACUCCGUAUUUCACCAUGAAUACAUUGACGUCAUUAACCAAACAAUAUGGCGAACGAAUUUGGGAUGAGAGCCUUUCCAAAUAACGCAAGGACAGGUUGAGUAACAUAAUUUGACAUAAUAACAAAUAAGAAGCAUAUUCACGAUAGCUUCAAGUCUGCAUAAUUAACGAUACGGAGGUUGACCCUCUUUUGGAAAGAGAUUCCAAAGCCAUUAGACGGGACAGGCAACUCGGAAAUGGGUGGCGCAAGUUCAACGGCAAACAUGACUGGCCAGCGCCAGCAGCAGCCAGAGCGACAAGCGUCAAGGAAGAUUUCAACGCAGUCGAAGACGGAUGACUCCAAAAUGAGCGCCGACAACGAGCGGGUGUCGAGAUUGGUGCAAGCCAUGACUGCUCACCCAAGGAAGAGAAGGCAGGGUGCAUGGACUACACAAGCUACUGACGAAGGAUUUGAUGGAUAUAAAGAAAGUGUCUACAUCCUGAAGCAGCUGUACAAGAAGAUGGACCCAGCCGUCAUGAAAACGCUGGGUGAUGCCAAGGGGGAGGUCAAGUUAUCGCUGAAGUACGAUCAACACAGACAGCUGCUCAUGGUCAAAGUCAUCAGUGCGCGGGACCUCAGCGCCAAGGACUUACGGGGAAAGGAAUCAGACCCUUACGUCAAGCUGGAUCUCAUCCCAGACAGCAUCACCAACGGUUCCAAGAAGACCAGUCACGUGAAUCGCUCGCUCAACCCAAGCUACAAUGAGAUCUUCACUUUCUCGCUGGCAGACAAGGACGUUCCAAAUAGUCUACUUCGCAUACAGGUGCUCAGUCAUGACCAGCUGGGCAAAGAUGAUUUCAUGGGGGAGAAGAUCAUUGAGCUGGGCCAGAUGGACUGGAGUGAGAUCACAACUCGAUGGUUUGAACUUGAAGCCGAGACUGACCUUGACAUCAGCGGGGAACUUGAGAUCAGUCUGUCCUACAAGCUGCCAGAAACACUGCAAGUGUUGAUUCACAGAGCAACAGAUCUAGUGUGUAGGGAGAAGAACAGGCCACCACAUCCAUACGUCAAGAUCAUAAUUCCUGGCAUUCCCAAAGUUGAAGAGACCAAGGUCAUCAAGGCCAGCUGUGAACCAGAAUGGGAGGAGAUAUUUGAGUUCAACGUCCCACGGGAAGAACUGAUAGACAGGUAUAUCGUCCUGCAUGUGUUGGACAAGGCUUUCCUCGGCAGUGCUGAGGCCCUGGGCCAGGUCUACAUUGACCUUGCAAACCUGGAUGUUAACGAGGGUUACAAGGGCAAGUUUCCACUGGCAGACUUGAAAAACUCUGACCGUGUGCGCACCAAGUGGGCCCAGACGGCUACUGUGCAGGAGUUUCGGGAGGCCAUGUAUGCCCAUGCUGUCUACAGAUACCCGAAGCUAAUCUUUCAGAACCACCAGGGAAACAAAGUGCUGUCUGUGCACAGUAGGAAAGCUGGCUCAUCUGCAAAGAUUCGGAUUUUAAAUGGAGUGCCGACAUGAAGGAAGAAUCCAGAAAAUGUGGGAAGUUUUUUUCUACUUGCAUUUUGGGUAACUCAGUUUUCAGAUUUAAGAUAUGUGGAAUUUUGGAGUCUUCUAUGAAACCUCAUAUUCUUUGAGGUUUCAGUGAGUAUAGAGGCAGUUUAGUAGUCAAAUAUGAUGUGAAGAGCAAUGUUGGACCAAUUUUACAGAGUACCAUUCAGAGUUGAAUGCAGAGGCUAUUUUUGCAGUGUGUUUUUGGAAAAGGCUUGAUGUCCCUGCAGUCCCUGAUGUCCCUGGGUCAGAUUGUCACCAGACUAGACACGAGACCAGUCGUGAACAGGAUUUGUCGUAAGACCAGUCACAAGUAACCGAGCCACAGUGAAACAGGAGUGUCUUUGUUGCGGUUCAUUUGAAAAGCUUGUGACUUGAAUUCAGACAAGAUCUUGUAGGGGUCUUGAGCAAAAAGGAAGAUGUAUGUUCAUGUAUUUCUCAGAAAGACAAAGAUUGAUUGCAUGGAAAAAAUUCCAAAUUUUGUACCUCACCCAAAAUUCCCCCCACAAAAAAAAUUUGUUCUCAGAUCAGCCCUUGUGGAGUGGCAUGUACAUUGUCAAUUGUGGGAGUGGAGCGUUUUCAGAAUGUAGUACAGCAUUUUGACUGUGCAUAUAUUAUGUAAUUAUAAGGGACAAAAUGGCCUUGCGGAAGAUGAGGUUUUAAUCCUUAGAUUGUAAUCAUAGAGCUUGAAAGUUAGCCCCAGAAGGCGUGCUUCUGGAACCCUUGAACAGAAAAACAAAUGACAUGCAAAAGUUUAGCGUUUGCAAUUAUUUUUCGUUCAUUUGCUGCUUCAAAAUAAAAAAUCACCUCCAGAAAAUACCUUCCCACAAUAUUUGAUUGAAGAACGUAAAGAGGAAAUUGCAACAUGAGCGGUUACUGGGCAGGCAGAAAUCAUUCUGAGACUCCUACAAAUUAUGAAACGCAAGAGGGCAGCUUCAUGUAAAAUCCGCAUAGGCGGACUAUGCGAGGGUUCUGAAAGUGCACUAUGCGAUAGUUUACUUGCAGGCUCUAUUGUACGUGUACAUGUAUUCGGAGCUUUAAGGCAUUGCAGUGAGUGAGUUGUAGUGUUCUUUUAACAGUGAUAUAACCAAGGGUGGAGGAUUUGGCAGGCUGUUUUGAAAUGGAGGUAUCAUAUCCUAGACAGUGGGCAACAACAUGUACAUAGUCCCAUGUAUUGUAGUCUUUCAUGUACAUAUAUAUAUGGUGCAGCUUUGAAAUCAUAUUGCUGUGCUUAGAAAAUAAAUAAAAAACUGUAUAAUUUAUUCUGUCCAUGCUUUUAUUCAACUUGUCUUAAUUGUAGGGUCUAAAUUAAUACUUGUACCAUUCCAUUUUUAUCAGAUGUAUAUGAAAAUCUUCUACAGAACUGCUGUUUGUGCACGAGUUACUUAGAUUCAUAUAUUUUGGAAGAGGCGUGUAAAAAUAAAAUCAACUCGAUCUCAUACUGUAA
This is a messenger RNA of Acanthaster planci (crown-of-thorns starfish), 2978 nucleotides long. RefSeq names its product synaptotagmin-7-like. Gene Ontology annotation, molecular function: neurexin family protein binding. NCBI's taxonomy places the organism in Eukaryota, Metazoa, Echinodermata, Asteroidea, Valvatida, Acanthasteridae. Gene Ontology annotation, biological process: exocytosis. The record is from RefSeq and is a predicted model, not a curated record. Gene Ontology annotation, cellular component: exocytic vesicle; plasma membrane.